AUGACCAAACCAGCAAUCCUGCGCCAACUCUUUGUCCGAAUCGGCCUGACUCAAGCCGUUGCCGACACUAUUGUGGACAAUCACAAUAUCAACAGUACCGCAACUCUGACCAAGAUCAAGCCUGACACUGUCAGCAAACUUGUCAAGACCCUUCGACACCCAGGAGGCGGUGGGAAUGGCCACGCGAUCCCGUUCCAAGUGCAGCAAGACAUCACUGAUGUCGCAUGGCUCCUAAAACACCGUGACCGCACCUCUUGCGAUCCAGCUAUUCCGACCAUUGGCCUCCCUGUCCUAACUGACGAACUUGAGAUCUACAGAGAUCAUGAAGCGCAAUGGACCGAACCAAGCUCCCUUGAUAUCGAAAUCACCCGCAAGGACUGGAACAAAACGUUCCGUACCAUUGAAGAAUCCCUUACAAACUUCAAAGGAGUCCACGGUUGCCCUUUGAGCUAUACUAUUUGUGUCGCGACUGCCAUCCCAGCUGAUCCGUGA
Cylindrotheca closterium is the source of this 492-nucleotide messenger RNA. NCBI's taxonomy places the organism in Eukaryota, Bacillariophyta, Bacillariophyceae, Bacillariales, Bacillariaceae. The record is from the annotation of a GenBank genome assembly.